Molecule: messenger RNA, 1646 nt
Organism: Saccostrea cuccullata (small rock oyster)
Lineage: Eukaryota; Metazoa; Mollusca; Bivalvia; Ostreida; Ostreidae
Product: twinfilin-1-like
Exons: 11
Coding region: 66-1082 (338 amino acids)
Biological process (GO): actin filament depolymerization; regulation of lamellipodium assembly; positive regulation of neuron projection development
Cellular component (GO): actin filament; cytoplasm; myofibril
Molecular function (GO): actin filament binding; actin monomer binding
Source: RefSeq, a predicted model, not a curated record
UAUUUCACUCUACUUCCGGCAUCUGAAAUAGAAGAAACUUUUACUUUUCAACUUUGGCAAUCACUAUGUCACAUCAAACAGGAAUUCAGGCUAGUGAUGAUUUGAAAACAUUUUUCUCAACGUGCAAAGAUGGAAGUAUCAGAGCUGUGAAGGUUUCCAUUAUUGAUGAAAAACUAGAGUUGGCAGGAAGUCAGAAUCCAGUAAACACUUGGGAAGAUGAUUAUGACAAAACAGUCCUUCCAAUGCUCGAAGAGAAACAACCAUGUUAUAUAAUAUACAGACUGGACUCAAAGAACAACCUAGGUUAUCAGUGGAUCUUCAUCUCUUGGUCUCCCGAUUUCUCACCGGUCAGACAGAAGAUGUUAUAUGCAGCAACCCGCGCCACACUGAAAACAGAGUUUGGGACAGGUUUGAUCAAAGACGAGAUGUUUGGCACCACCAAAGAAGAUAUAAAUCUCCAUGGUUACAAAAAGCACCUGGCCUCCCAUGAUGCACCUGCACCCUUGACCUUUGCAGAAGAAGAGAAGCAGUUGAUCAAAAAGCAUGAUGUGAAUGCUGUUAGUGUAACAGAUAAACACCAACACAUGACGGGUGUCUACUUCCCUGUCUCAGACCAAGCUUUACAGAAGUUAGAAGAUCUCAGGGAUGGAAAAAUCACAUAUGUACAACUGAGUCUGGAUAUACCAACAGAGACGAUUAACCUAGAAAUGGCUGACAACACAGAUAUCAAGUCGUUGGCUUCUCGAGUCCCAGACGACAGUGCCAGAUAUCACGUCUUCACAUUCAAACACACACACGAAGGAGAUUACACAGAAAGUAUAGUGUUUAUCUACUCCAUGCCUGGAUACAAGUGCUCUAUAAAAGAGAGAAUGCUCUACUCCAGUUGUAAAUCUCCACUGAUCUCCAAAAUAGAGGCCCUGGGUAUAGAGAUUACCAAAAAGUUGGAAGUAGACGAUGCAAAGGAACUUUCAGAAGAAAAUGUUUACGAUGAGAUUCACCCAAAGAAGAAUGUAGCCACCAAGAAAUUCGACAAACCUAAAGGCCCUGCUGGUAGAGGUCCGCGUCGCAUGGCCAAGACGUGAAUAACAAUGGAACAAUAAAAAAAAACCUCUGGUGCUACUGUAAAAUCAUUGAUAAUUAAUUUUAGUGAUUUGCUGUAGUGGACUUUAUUUUAAAAAAUGGACAUAAACAUCAAAGAUCUACUGUAUACAGGAUUAUUUUUACCCCCUCGUUAUUUUUGCCCUUUCACACUUGCAAACAAUUUUGCCCCGUUUUAAUAUUUCGCCCAUUCACAGGUUUAUUUAAAAAUAUAUACUUUUUUCUUUGUAUUGGCCCCGUCUUAAAUUCGCCCACGUGUCAAGGGCGAAGAAGGGCAAAAAUAAUUCGGGGGAAAAAUUUCCCUGUAUACAGUAAUUAAAUUCAUGUAGAUAGGGCAUCUGGUAUGCAUUUAUCACAUAGAUAAAUUAUUAAGUUAUAUUUGUUAACAUUUUAUGCAUACAAGUGGGAAAAAAGUUAAAAUUAGAUAUGUACAUGGUAAAUUAUUUGGAAAGAAACUUAUUUUCCCAAUAAUGAUUCUAGGUUGUUAAUUCAUGAAAAAUAUGCUUGAUCUAUGGAUGACAACUCUUCUACUAAUUCAUAAAAAUUGU